This is a messenger RNA of Paecilomyces variotii, 1244 nucleotides long. RefSeq lists its product as hypothetical. Bases 157 to 1023 code for a protein of 288 amino acids. The transcript has a single exon. The record is from RefSeq and is a predicted model, not a curated record. Lineage: Eukaryota; Fungi; Ascomycota; Eurotiomycetes; Eurotiales; Thermoascaceae.
GUGGAGCGUCUGCGGUAUAACAUUUGGUGGCCAACCAUCGUCAUACCUGUGUAAGAAUGGUAUUUAUUUCCACUGAUAUCCUAAUAUUUCUCUUUGAAUGAACUCCACACGAAAGAGAAUAUUGCAAGCGAAGAGGAGAGUGAAUACCCACAUAGAAUGCCUGCUAACAUGGACCUGGAAGAUGCUAUUCUCAAUGGCCUCCCACCAAAUACAAAGCAGUAUGAGUACAAGGGAUUGCAGAAUUUGUGGUCUCUAGUUUCCCUGGAGCAAGAGCGCUUCCGCAGGGACAAAACGGGAAAGACCAGCCAGUACAUGCUGUUCACCAACAUUGAAAAUCAAACAUUUCUUCAUGACUUUGAUAUUUCCAAACAUAAGUCAAGCUGGCAACUCCUUGAUUCCUACUACCCCUUUGCCCAGGUACUUCUCGUCAGGAUGCUCACAUACAAGGAUCAUGAGAGGGCACACAUGGCUCUUGUUAACCUGAUGAUCUUCAAGCUAUCAAGCAUGAAUGGUGCUAAUCUGGAAUUGGACUGGACUGGAACAGCCGAUAUCGCGACACCUUCACGAACUAAGAGAGCUGACCAGGAGGUUGCUCCCCAAGAAAUCCCUCCUGGUAGGUCAGAUCAGUGGCCAACCCUGGUGAUUGAAGCUGGCUUCUCCGAAUCAAAAUCGAAGCUUGAGUCGGACGGGAGAUGGUGGCUAGUGGAAUCACAUGGCGACGUUAAAACAGCUCUGACAAUUGAUGUCAAUCGGAGGAGACCAGAAAUUGUUAUUCAGAAAUGGGUUCCCAUUUGCACUGGACAGAACCGCACCCGGAGCCAGAUUUCACCAACUCUCCAACAGCAAGUGGUUCUUUCAAGACAGCACGAUGAGCAGGAGGCCACUGUCAGCAAUGGGCCCUUAGUUCUUCCAUUUCAAGACCUGUUCCUUCGACCCCCGGGUAAAGCUGAAAGCGACAUAGAGUUUACGGACAGUGAUUUGAGGGAGCUCGCUGAGAUGGUCUGGAAGAAGCAAAAAUUCUGAUCAAAUUGAUAUUCUAUUCAUGUAUCCACUUCAUGUUGCGAGACAUUCGUCGAGAUGUGAGACCAACCGAAACUUUGCGGAUAUUAUAAGAUCACAAGCUGGGUAGGGUGACAUAUAUCAUAACGGACCGAUUCAAAUAUUUCCUUGUAUGAUUACAUCAAUGUGACGGCCGAAGUAUUGCAUUCCUUAUAUAUCGGGAUCAUCGAUUGCUGCCGUGAGAG